AACAGGCGGUAUAAAUCUGAGAUAUGGCAGUCGGGCGAAUCAGAGAUCAAUCUGAUAUGUUUACCUUUGUGUUGUUUUACGUUUCAGAUAUAGGGGAUAAUUUGUGCAUUUUCUAAACGUUACAUGCUCGCAUCAUGGACCUGUGCCGGUUACAUUUAAAAAAUAGUAUCAUCAUUUGCAUUGUCUUGUUGCUAAGCGUGUCAACAUAUAUAGUAAACUUUCAGAAAGGAGCAGUGCAAUCUCACAUCAACAUACGUCUAAUUGCCCCUGAAGUAGAAAAAUGGAAUAUGCUGAAGAUUGCCGAGCAACGGAAUUCACAUAUUAAAACGUAUUGCAAUAAACUUGGAUAUGGGUAUUCUGGCAAUAGAACUUUGAAUGCAUCGGCAUGGAUGAAAAAAACACGGAUUAGGCCUAAUUUGUACUUUUCUGAUAAACUAAAGAUGAUAAUAUGUGCAGUUGGUAAAUGCGGAAGCACAGAAUGGAGAAAAACAUUGCUUAUCGUAGAAGGAGAUGUAAAUGUAACUUCCAUGAGUGAAAUUGGACACGAAGAAGCUUUUACUUUGGCUCGGGACAAUCGAUUUCUCUGGACAAAAUUUUCCCCUCAAAACCCGGAAUCUUAUCAUGAGAUGAACAAGCGACUGAAUAAUUAUUAUCGCAUAAUGACAGUAAGAGAACCAUUAGAGCGUGUUGUAUCUGCUUAUAUCGAUAAAAUGUUACCGGGUGGAUCGGGUUUGGGAUUUUAUGAAGAAAUGUCGAAGAAAAUACAUGGGAAAUACGCUCGAAAUAAAAACACAAAAUAUUUUAAACCUGGUAGAGCUAGCUUUGAAGAAUUUGUCGACAGUAUAUUGAGCAAUCCGAAGCAACUUGAUAUCCACUGGAGAUUGUAUAAGGAUAUAUGUGAUCCGUGUCAUAUUCAAUAUGAUUACAUUGCUAAAUUGGAGACAAUUGCACUGGAUUCUGAAUAUCUUAUGAAAAAAUUUAGAAUAAGUGAUAAUCUACUUUUCAAACGAAAAUCGAAUUUAUCGGAGUCAUUGGAACACAAGUGGAAAAAGAAAUACACAACAUAUUUAGAGGACUUCCCAUGGAAAAUUGCCGUGCUUUUGUACAAAUUACACCAGGGAACCAAUAUUAAGUUGUUUAAUUAUUCAACCCCUUCAUUUCGUGGAAGUAUGAUUAAAGGAAAAAGCGUUGAACUGCGCAUUAGGCACGAUUCUGGUAAUUGA
Messenger RNA from Styela clava, 1223 nucleotides. The record is from RefSeq and is a predicted model, not a curated record. NCBI's taxonomy places the organism in Eukaryota, Metazoa, Chordata, Ascidiacea, Stolidobranchia, Styelidae.